CCUUAAUUCACAUUCUAUCAACAUUAUGGAUUUCUCUCGUUUCAACCAAGCUGAACAAACUCAAAUCGCUGCUAUGAUUGAACAUAAGCAGAUGAAAGACUUUUUACGUCUUUAUAGUAGUUUGGUUCAACGUUGUUUCGAUGAUUGUGCCAAUGACUUUACCACCAAAUCCAUCACUGGCAAAGAAGAAGCUUGUGUGAACAAAUGCGCAGAUAAAUUCUUGAAGCAUUCUGAACGUGUUGGUACUCGUUUUGCUGAACUUAGUCAACAAAUGACUCCUCCUGGUCAAUAGAUUAGAUGAUUUCUUCACCCUUCUUUUUAUAUAUAUAUAAAUUUUGUAUCAUAUAUCAUCCGCUCUCUCUCUUUUUUUUUUUUUUUGUAAAGGACCUAUCUCUGAAUAUAUAUAAACAAGUCUUUUUUUAGAUCAAGCAUACAUAGUAGAUAGUAUCUUUUUUUUUGUAGACACAUACAUUAAUAAAAA
Halteromyces radiatus is the source of this 481-nucleotide messenger RNA. Its product is annotated as Tim10/DDP family zinc finger protein. The record is from RefSeq and is a predicted model, not a curated record. NCBI's taxonomy places the organism in Eukaryota, Fungi, Mucoromycota, Mucoromycetes, Mucorales, Cunninghamellaceae. The transcript is spliced from 4 exons. The coding region runs from base 26 to 292 and encodes 88 amino acids.